UUCACAAAAAAUUAUAUCGGUUCGACGAAGCAAAUGUACAAUGGCUUGCGGACAGAUUUUUAGUUGAGAAUGAGGAAACUCGAGGAGGAGCACUUUCAUGUAUUCAUAAAAUGAAGAUAUGUCUACGAUAUCUAGGUGACCCUGGAUAUCAACACGAUAUUGGUCAGGAACUUGGUGUUAGUCAAGCAACGGUAUCUCGGACGGUGGAUAGAGUUGUGAACAGCAUAGUUGCACAGUCGAACGAAUGGAUCAAGUUUUCAAUUACCAACCAUGAACUGAUAAGGCUAAGCGGAUAUGGCAAAGCAUGAAUCCUGACUCCCUCCAGAAAUCCUACUCCAGGUGCAGAAAUGAAUUAUAAUAAGCUUGUAAAACAAAAAAGAGUUAUAAUUGAACGUUGUUUCGGCCAAAUGAAAUGCCGUUUUCAUAUCCUACAGUAUGUUUGCCGCAUAAAGUUGGAAAAUGUGCCGAAAAUAAUUAUUGCUUGUAUUGUACUCCAUAAUGUUGCGAAGAGCUUGGGUGAUCCUGACUUUGAGUUAGUCGAGCAAGACCCAGAUGAAGAUGAAGGAAAUCAUGAGAAUGACGAACUUCCUCUCCGCCAACUAGGUCAACAAAUUAAUAAGAAGAAACUUGAGUAUUAUAAUAAAUAGUUUUACUGGUUACAGUGUAUUUAUACGUUAUAAUAAGAUUUAUUUUCGUGAACAUCAUAAGUUACAGGUGGC
Messenger RNA from Acanthoscelides obtectus, 719 nucleotides. Lineage: Eukaryota; Metazoa; Arthropoda; Insecta; Coleoptera; Chrysomelidae. The record is from the annotation of a GenBank genome assembly.